AAUCAUUGGAAUAGUUACAGUUAUCUAUCCCAAUGAAGUUGCAAAUGAUCGUGUUGACAUAAAUAUUUUACAAAAACGAGAAUUUAGAACAUUGGUUACAGAAUUUGUUAUUACAAGCUCAUAUACUACACAUUUUAAAGUGACAUCAUGUUCACCAACACCACAACCAAAAUGUUGUAACGCUAUGCACCGGUGUGCAGAUGAUUAUUACAAAGAACCAUGUUGUACCGACAAACCAUUAUCAUUUUGUAAACAACCAGAAAAACCAUGUUGUAACGAUAAGAACAGGUGUAAAGAUGCUUCUUACAAAGAACAAUGUUGUUACGAUAAUCCAACAUCAUUUUGUAGCAAGGAACAAGUACCACCAGCACCACCAAACAAAACAUGUUGUGAGAAUACGUACACAUACACGCACAAUCCACCACCGCCGCACAAAACAUCAAAUCACCCACCACCGUCGCACUAUACACAUCCACUACCACAUCCACCACCACAUCCACCACAUCACGAUCCACCACCACAUCACGAUCCACCACCACAUCCACCACCACAUCCACCACCACAUCACGAUCCACCAUCACAUCCACCACCACAUCACGAUCCACCACCACAUCCACCAUCACAUCACAAUCCAUCACAACGUCCGCACAAACAACGGGCAAAACCGAGGAAAAUAGCAUCCAAACCUGAAAAAACGGCAGUACCACGUUCUGCAGAAUUUAUGCUAGUAAAACGACAAGGCGAUACAUUAAUACAACAAAAAGUUGGAUUUUUCUGCUGGGUUACAAAUCAUACAUCCAUUGUACAUACCGUAACUACUAUAUAUAAAACUUUUGUAACAUAUAUAUCAGAACAACAACCAGCGCCACCAGGACCAACGCCAACAUCGCAAUUAUCAGAACUGCCAUCAUCAGGAACGCCACAAUCAGAAUCGCCGACACCAAUAAUAUCAUCACAACCGACAUCAAAUUUACAAACAUCAGAUUCGUCAUCUUAUUCAUCAUCAGCUCCAUCUUCAUUAACGACAUCUUUAUCAGAAAAACCACCAUCUUCAUUAACGCCAUCUUUAUCAGAAAAAUCACCAUCUAUGCCAUCACCACCAAGUAUAAACAGGUAA
Molecule: messenger RNA, 1117 nt
Organism: Racocetra persica
Lineage: Eukaryota; Fungi; Glomeromycota; Glomeromycetes; Diversisporales; Gigasporaceae
Source: the annotation of a GenBank genome assembly